AUGGCUGAAUCAGAUGCAGUCUCAAGCCCUGUUGGCUGUGAAGAAAGUGAUCUUGAUGAGCUAGUGGGCUGUCUCAUUUAUCUUGCAACAGUGUCUCAUCCAGAUAUUGCCUUUGCAGUGAAUAAAGCUGCUCGAGUGAUAGAGAAACCAACUGUUCAAAAUUGGAAUCAGGUAAAAUGUAUAUUUUGGUACUUGAAAGAUAUGAACUGGGGCAUCAUUUAUAAUAAAGAAGAAAAAUUGAAAGUCUACAACAAUGCUGAUUUUGCUGGUGACAAAAAAAAUAAGAUGUUCAAUAACUGGAAUCAUUGCAAAGUUUUAAGGUGGAACUAUAUCAUGGACUAG
Messenger RNA from Centruroides sculpturatus (bark scorpion), 342 nucleotides. RefSeq lists its product as uncharacterized. The record is from RefSeq and is a predicted model, not a curated record. The coding region runs from base 1 to 342 and encodes 113 amino acids. The transcript has a single exon. Lineage: Eukaryota; Metazoa; Arthropoda; Arachnida; Scorpiones; Buthidae.